Homalodisca vitripennis (glassy-winged sharpshooter) is the source of this 461-nucleotide messenger RNA. RefSeq lists its product as uncharacterized. Bases 1 to 354 code for a protein of 117 amino acids. The record is from RefSeq and is a predicted model, not a curated record. NCBI's taxonomy places the organism in Eukaryota, Metazoa, Arthropoda, Insecta, Hemiptera, Cicadellidae. The transcript is spliced from 3 exons.
AUGCUUUUUAACAAUGGUAAAGAGUUGUGCUGCGUACAACUGUACUCGAGAUGGAGUAAAGGCUGCAACACUUCUUUUCACAAACUAAAAAAUGAAGCAAUUCCGACAUUGUUUGACUUUCCAUCAAAUAUCCAACCACCGCCAAAAAAACAGAGGAGGGUUGUCAUCAAAAAGAAGUUACCCGUACCUAUUCAGCCACCUAGUGCAGAUCUUCGAUUUGAAGCCAACACGUCUAUGUCAUCGGUUCUGCUGCUGCCGUUGGAACACGACCAGUCAGUUUCCACACCAAACGAGCAAAAAUCAACAGUUGGCCUACAUCAAACACCGGUAAGCUGUAGUAUAGUUCGUUGGUAGACAUAGACACGGACAUCACGUAAAAGGUUUUUUUUAGAGGAUGCGGCUAGAUAAAAAUGUCUCAUGAAUUGGAGUGGGGUUCUUAUACAAAUGUUUUUUUUAAUAAG